Messenger RNA from Chaetomium strumarium, 1557 nucleotides. RefSeq lists its product as uncharacterized. The record is from RefSeq and is a predicted model, not a curated record. NCBI's taxonomy places the organism in Eukaryota, Fungi, Ascomycota, Sordariomycetes, Sordariales, Chaetomiaceae. Bases 299 to 1099 code for a protein of 266 amino acids. The transcript has a single exon.
GCAUCCCCAACUUCCCCAACUACCACCUUACGUACGCAACCAAUCGCACAGCUCACCGCAGCUCUCUAGCCUGUCCCCGGCGCUCCAAUGGCGCGUAGCCAGCUGGAUGACUGUUCGGCAACCGAUUGGGAGCCGCUUACCUGCGGUUCACGCCAACUCCUCCUAGAUUGUGUUAGUAAGAACCUCAGUCACCAAACUCCACCUCUUCAUCCCCACAAAGUUACAGCAUUGUGAAACAUACCGCUACAGUGACUACACCCCGACAUUUGCCCACCACCACCCAACCACCACCACCACUAUGACAAGAAAACAAACGGCAACAAACCUGAUCUGGCCAGAUGAUGACGACGCCCAGGAUGACCUAACCCACCUGGACCCGAUCCCGUCCUACGAAGAAUCCCUCGUCGCCCCGCGGCCCCCGGGUGACGGCAGUAGUCCGGCCCUGCACAUCCUGGGCGCCACCUGGGGCGGCGUCACGGUGACCCCUGACAUCCAGGCGCUGGCCGGCAAUAACAGCGACACGCUCACGCUGGACAUGCGCAAUAUCUUCCGCCACCUGACGCCGGACCCGGCGCCGGGCAAGACCAAAGUGCUCACGGUGAUGUACCGCUUCAACAACAGCAACAACAACAGCGCAAAGGGCGGCAGCGAUGAGGAGGACGAGGGCCUGCGCCUGCUGCUCGCACCCGAGGGCGAGUCGCCGUCGCGGGUGACGCUGACGCGGCACGCGACGGCCGAGCAGCUGCGCCGCUCGGUGGGGCGGAACUCGAUGCACGUGAAGCUGGCGGCGGCAGCGGGAGCGGGGGCGGGGCCCGGUGCGCGGCCGUUGGGGUCGCAGCGCGGGCAGGUCGAGAUCCUGGCCGUGCUGUACGGGCCGAGGCGGAUCGACGACCCGGCCGUACUGCGGGAGCUGGCCCUGUUCUUUGAGGGCCGCCGCGGCCAGAUCCGCAUGACGAACCGCUUCUUUGGCGGCGAUCCGUGGCCGUACAAGCAGAAAUCGUGGUCCGUCUACUUCCGCUUUCUGGGCUCCCCGCGCGUGCAGGUCGUGACCGGGUGGGAGGACGGCGCGUUGGAGGUGCCUUGGACCAGGGACUGCUGAAUACAGUACCUACCUAGGUAGUCAGCUUCCUUGGAAGGCUGGGUCAGGUCUUGUAAAGGCGGAAGGUGAGCUAUGUGCUGGUUUCCCGCGUACGGUUCGUGAUUUCACUUUAACAUGGCCCGGUCAGUUUGGCCGUGUAGAAAGCACAAUGGCGGGGAUAAGUUGUUGUGAUGCUGUCCUAAGUACGCGUGUUGGCUUCCAAAUGUCAUUUAUCUCACAGAUCCAAGAGGGCACGGUCGGCCAUUGAUGUGCGAGUUCCAGGGUAUGAACGACGACCCCGAGCGGCCAGUGGCGGUCCAACGGCCUUACUCUCGGGUCCUCCCAUUUAUCGACGGAGGGGCCCAGCCGGUGAGCCUUUGGAGUGCUGGUGUCUCUCAGGUCGCUGCCGGUAAUACUGCAUAUCUCAAUACUUCAUGGGUUUCCUGCUGUUUGGAUAGCUCAUGUUCAGACACAUCUGC